Mus caroli (Ryukyu mouse) is the source of this 735-nucleotide messenger RNA. It is a transcript of the gene Etfrf1, whose product is annotated as electron transfer flavoprotein regulatory factor 1. NCBI's taxonomy places the organism in Eukaryota, Metazoa, Chordata, Mammalia, Rodentia, Muridae. Gene Ontology annotation, cellular component: mitochondrion. Gene Ontology annotation, biological process: respiratory electron transport chain. The record is from RefSeq and is a predicted model, not a curated record.
CUCAGCUCCGCCUACUUCCGGCAGACGGUCGGAGCAUUUACGGCCGUGGUGCCGCAAAGCGCUGGAGUGUGGCGGUCUGAGCAAGCUGUCGUCCGGACCCCAGACCUGCUGGUGGUGAAGUAUGCCUUAGGCGAGGGCUUCCGGGCGUGGGGAGCGCUGCGUCUCACACUGUAACGCAGGCUGACCUGGAACUCGCGGGCAUCCCUCAGCUUCCUCCUGAGAGCUGGGGUCAUAGCCGAGGGCCGCCACGGCCAGACUUGUAAAGAGGUUUCUUCCUCGCUUCUUUUGCGUCUGGACGAGCCCUUCCCGGGGGAUCUGGGGAAGGAAUGGCGCCAGCUCACGACUAGGUAUGUCAUGUAUAAAAGUGGAUUAAUUCCAUGUUAAGCGGAAAUGGCCAAUUCGUUACGAGGAGAAGUACUGACUCUUUAUAAAAAUCUGCUGUAUCUUGGACGGGACUAUCCAAAAGGAGCAGACUAUUUUAAAAGGCGUUUGAAGAACGUUUUCCUUAAAAACAAGGAUGUGAAGGACCCAGAGAAGAUCAAAGAACUUAUUGCACGAGGAGAAUUUGUAAUGAAGGAGCUAGAGGCCUUGUACUUCCUUAGGAAAUACAGAGCUAUGAAGCAACGUUACUAUUCCGAUACCAAAGUCUGACCCAUCAUUGCCACCAGUCGAGCUGACAAUCAGUCCUGGCUGUUUGCCUGUACCAACUAUUAAAAAAUAAUUCAGUUUAAAAGA